GGGAUGAAAGCAAGAAUUACCUGUUAGUUCCUGAUGGCUUUUACUGUACUGACACAGUUGAUGAUGGCAUCCAAAGUUGAGAAGACCCGUGCUUCACCUCCAUGCUGUAGCACGGAGUCCCUCAUUUCCAGCCUUGGUCUGGGGAUCUUCUGCCUAGUAGUUGACAGACUUCUUCGGUUUUCCAUAAUUCAGCAAAAUAACUGGCUCCGUGCCCUCUCAGAUAACAUAGUACAUGGAGUGAUUGGCAUGUGGUCGUGGGCAGUAGUCAUUGGCAUCAGGAGGAAGUCUGACUUUGGAGAGGUUCUUCUAGCUGGAUUUUUAGCGUCUGUUAUCGAUAUCGACCAUUUUGUUCAAGCUAGAUCCCUAUCCUUACAAGCUGCUUUGACUCUUCCGAGAAGACCUUUCCUUCACUGUUCCACUGUGAUACCCAUCACGGUUCUGAGUGUGAAGCUUGCCAUGCACUUGUUCAAGCUCAGGGACUCAUGGCGCUUCCUCCCGUGGAUGAUAUUCAUUUCCUGGACCUCACACCACAUCCGCGAUGGAAUCCGUCACGGCCUGUGGAUAUGCCCAUUUGGGAAAACUCCUCCUUUGCCCUUCUGGUUUUACGUAAUAAGCACAUUGUCCCUGCCACACAUGUGUUCAUUCCUUAUGUAUUUAACAGGGACUAGACAAACGAUGUCUCCAAAACAUGGACUGUGUGUUGAUGUCUGA
Messenger RNA from Grammomys surdaster, 711 nucleotides. RefSeq names its product transmembrane protein 267-like. NCBI's taxonomy places the organism in Eukaryota, Metazoa, Chordata, Mammalia, Rodentia, Muridae. The record is from RefSeq and is a predicted model, not a curated record. The coding region runs from base 34 to 711 and encodes 225 amino acids. The transcript is spliced from 2 exons.